AUGACGAUCAUGAACGCAACCGCGUCAGAUGGCCCAGGCGUCUCACACGCAGUCCCCAAGCGGGCUGCCCACGGCGCGGGGGCAAAUCCGCCACUGCGGCUCUGGCCCAGCACCCCUCUUUGGACUGAUCGAUUCCAGGCACUUCUUGCCGCCCGUGAAGCUCGGGCGAGCUCCCGCGGCCCCGCGAAAAUGGCAAGCCUCAGCAUGGCUGAGCAUUUGCCAAAGCCGGAAUCGCGUCGUAACGCUGCUCCUGCUCCUGCUUCUGCCUCAGCACAACUGAACCAAGCUUGGGCAACCGUACCGCGCCUCAUCUCCUUUGACCAACUGUCAGCCCCAGAGCUCCCCGUUACACCGGUGCGCCGCUCUCCCACUCGACCACGCCGCCGGCGCUUGCAGCGGCCUCGAUCGCAACCCAUCGAAGGCAUUUUACCCCUCGAGGCACCGCGGCCCGCACCGGCGCCCAUGGGUAGCCUCCUGCCUAACGAGCCGGGCCUCGACUCUCAGCGCCGACUUCGCGCACUCCACGAGCAGUUGCGUCAGCAUCAACAGCUAUUGCAGCCACCGCCGCCAGCGCUACCCGGAGGCAACGCGAGCGAUGCCAGCGGAUCGGAACCUUCCUCGCCCUACGAGACAAAUUCUGCUGAAAGCACACCCCGCUUUAGUCUCGCUUGCAGUGACCCUGGUGAUAUUGCCACGCCCACCGCGACCUCGACCCACGCCGUUUCUGCCCCAAACCUCCAAAACCUGGCCGUGUCCACCGAAUCAGCUACCCCUCUCUCGCCAGAGGUACCCAGACGUCGAGGCUCGCGCUCUCUGCGAUUGCGACGACGCAAUAGCAAUAGAUUGAGUGAAAAGAAACGCGGCAGUGGUGACACCAACCUCACUGCUGCACCCCCAGACCACAGCCUUGCCACCAGCAGCCUUGCCACGUCUGUCAGCCACUCGUCCGCACAUUCCGCGGCCAGCCCCACCCUUGCUCCUCGAGGCUCGUUUGAAUAUCAUCCACAUGCCCGCACAGAGCCUGGCGUGGAGACGCCGUUCUCACUUAUCAUGGUGAAAAAACCCCAAAUCAGCGGCAACACGGUCUUUGGACACGUGGUUUACCAGUGCCACGGCGUCCUUGCCGCUGAUGUUCGUCCUGAGCGCAUCGACCGCUCGUGCUAA
Messenger RNA from Monosiga brevicollis MX1, 1164 nucleotides. RefSeq lists its product as uncharacterized. Lineage: Eukaryota; Choanoflagellata; Craspedida; Salpingoecidae. The record is from RefSeq and is a predicted model, not a curated record. Bases 1 to 1164 code for a protein of 387 amino acids. The transcript is spliced from 2 exons.